UCGUGAAUGAGAACGAUGUCAAGCAAGCCUUCAAAGCAAAUUGGUCCAGAAUGAAUGAAAACCAUCCCCAUUUUGGGUCCACUACUCAUCAUGAUUCUACGAAUUGGUGGAUGGACCUAGUACAUGGAACAUUCGAAGGUAGAUGUUUUGGGCUCAAGUUACCAGAAACAUGAAAUUCAACCGAUUGCAUUGCACUUGUACAACCUCUACUCCACCACAAGUCCUUUUCGAGUAUAUCCAGAUUCCUGGGAGUUCCUCCACCGCUUGAAAAAGGUCAAAGACACAUCAGAUUUAAAGGUCGGUUUGAUCACCAACUUUGAUCGUCGGAUUGUCAAGGUUAUUCAGCAAUUGGGAGUCCGACCAUUGGUGGACUUUCUAGUCUAUUCAGAAGGAGCUCAGGCAAGCAAACCCGACGUAAAUAUUUUCGAACUGGCCUUAAAGAAGUCCCUCGUGUCUAACGUUAGACCUUCAGAGGCUCUUCAUGUUGGCGAUGAUGCCGAUAAAGACUACUUUGGUGCUCGUCAGUGCGGCUGGCAUGGAUUUCUGCUUGACCGACAUGGAUCUCUAGGACAGAAGAGAUCUGAUGUGGACUCGAAUCACGUGUUUUCAGACUUUUCUCAAAUCUCGAAUCGCUUAUUUGGUAUCUCUCAAAGUGAAAGACGAUAAACACUAUACAUUGUCAA
This is a messenger RNA of Tigriopus californicus, 683 nucleotides long. RefSeq names its product rhythmically expressed gene 2 protein-like. The transcript has 2 exons. Bases 124 to 666 code for a protein of 180 amino acids. The record is from RefSeq and is a predicted model, not a curated record. NCBI's taxonomy places the organism in Eukaryota, Metazoa, Arthropoda, Copepoda, Harpacticoida, Harpacticidae.